Molecule: messenger RNA, 6173 nt
Organism: Blastomyces dermatitidis ER-3
Lineage: Eukaryota; Fungi; Ascomycota; Eurotiomycetes; Onygenales; Ajellomycetaceae
Exons: 7
Coding region: 1460-4519 (1019 amino acids)
Source: RefSeq, a predicted model, not a curated record
GAAAAUCCCAGCUAUAUUUAGUAGUUAUAAGGAAUUUCAGGAUGUCCGUCGUAUCUUCCCAAAAAUAACUGUUGACUAGGGAAAUCAUUGAUCCCAUGCACGAAAUAGUGCCAUCCGGCUUGAUUGCAAAGCAUCAAUCACACUUCAACGGGCGAGCAAAAAGAGCCGCGUGAGCUAAAUAUUCCACAAGCAAUUUUAGUGACGGCCAACUGGCUGCGUUCCACACUCCACUGGUACCAGACAUGGCUCUCCCAUACUCACACGCCAUCUCACAGUCCCAGAAGCAUCGGCCGCUUCUACGGGUUCCUUGCAGAGGAGGGCUCUAUUGGGUCUGAAUAUCCCACGAUGAUAUCAGAGAGGAACGCCACGUCUGGCCUUGCUGGACAUCCAGUACCAGGCUGUCAAUCGCCAGCCGGCACUUUAUGGAGGUCCGUUUCGUGAACAACAUCCAAGUUCUGAACAGCGACUGGCGGAAGGGCGAUUGCUGGGGGCUGGGCAGGCCAGCGUCAGAAAUGUCGCGUUCACACUCCUCAUUGGCUAGCGGCGUGCCACACCUUUUUCGUCAGGACUGAUUCAACCCCCAUCCGGAGUGUUGUCUGAGGCGAAAGGAAUCCAUCCUUUCACCGAUUCAUUAUUCGAGCCCGUUUACAUCGCGGAUGUGUACCCGGCAAGUCCAUGGCCUGCACGUUGGGCUGCGUCGCACCACCCCACCACUAAAAGGUAACUAAUGUGAUUUUUUGAGCAAGUGGUCAGGCAAUGCGGAGAGGUGUGUGGACAGGAUGACGGCAGUCCGUAAACACAGCUCCUUGCUCCCUGCUACCGUAUUGGCUAUCACUUGCAAGAGCUUUUUUUUUAUUUUUUGAUUCUUCAAUAUUUCUGUUUGCUUCAAUUUUGUUUCCUUUCAUAUGAAAGUUGACGACGCCUUCAUUUUGUCCUUCUUCAUUUUGAAGGGAUGAAGCUCAUGUUGUCUCGUCGAUAUAUAUUAUUUAUUAUCGCAUUUUCCCUGGUGGAAUUGAACAGAAUUUGAGUAUAGCAACAGCUGGCUCUUGCUAUGCCUCACCGUCGUUUACAACCUGUGUCAACGUCUUAAAGGCUUUUCCCUUCCCUUCCGGAGGUAAGGAGACAUCGUGCAUCGCACUGUCAUACCUAAAAGGUUCGUAUUAGAGGCCGACACAGGAAAGUAGAAGAUUCAAGACUGGUUUCUGAUAGCUCAGUGACAACGCACCACUGGAGUCAACGGGCCGGAUUUGGGAUUUUACCUUUCCAAUUUGAAUUGGUGACUGGAUGGUCCAGCCUGGUUUGGAUAUCUCGACGAGGCUCCUCAGGCCUAACUUCUCAUUAGAGCUUGCCAUAUUGCUGCACUUUUAUAUAACCACGUUAGCAAGAAGGAUCCAAUUUGUGCUUUAGGAUCGCGUACCCUCAUCCGGCGUUUAGGUGUUGCGGUUAACUGUACGGGAAUAUGGGCCUUGGAAGUGUAGAUCUCACCUCUAGUUGUGUGAGUGUUGACGAAUAUCAUUCAUACUCAGACGUUCCUGUCCCGCUCCCUCUUUUCUCGCCCGUUCCCAUUCGUCGUACCUGUUCCGCUCCCAUUUCACGACCUGCAUCUCCUCCGGUCAGUCCUGCACCGACUGUCCUUGUUUCUCUGCGCACCAUUUCUAGCGGACAGGUUUCCGGUAGGCUCUCCCUACAUGAGUAUCGUAAGACUCUCUCGCGCCCGCAACUGGAUGAGCAAUCUGCCCCCGGCCCGCGAAGAACAUUGAGAAGGAAGCCUAAAACCUUGAACCUCACCGUUUUUCGACCUCCUCGAGCGCCGCCAUCGCCGCCUGCAACCCCGAUAUCAGCAUCUCAAAUUUCUAACGGAGGCUCAGUAGAGGCGUUGCAGUCCUGGCAGCCAUUAGCAGAGGCGGCGAUUGAUCAUGAAGAGGCGAGGGUUCAUGAAAAUAGUCCCAGCCACCCUUUAGCAGACGCUGUCUCCUUGCCACGCACCACCACUGCAUUCACUGCUGCCCCUAAAACUCCAUCUCAACAACUGGAGACUCUGCUGCAGUCCUUUCCUCCACCUCCACCUUACACUCCUGCAACUAGCGUUACGAGCGCAAGCCCUGGAAUGAAGAAGUUGAAUGUGUUCAAAUAUAGCCUCAAGCAGAUUCCCGCCAGAUUCAUUUCUCACCACAGAAGCUCUUCAGAUUCUGCUCUGUCCUUCUACCCAAAUCACUCAAGGACAAGGCUUCGUCAUAGGGGCGUUUCAUUUGAGAUACUCAACCCGCCAAAAUCACCUGGCUUACCUGUAUCUUUCUCGCCUGAACAUAUAACUCCCAAGUCCUUUCAUUUGUUAAAGCGAAGUAUCCCAGCCCCCUCUUUCGACCCGAUGUCUUCUCAGUUUCUCGACCAAAGCCCUUCAGUCAGUGAGGCUUCUCAGGGACAACAAACGCCCUUGAAAUACGGAAAUCGAUCAAGAUCGGGGAGCGAGGAGCGUCGACCCACGCCUCCACGGGCUUUGUUCGAAGAUCUUCUAACAGCACAUUCAUCUAUUACUUCGCGCAUAGUAAACCAGAGAAGCAAUCUAUUUCCACUGUUUCCAUACAUUGAUCACUCCACAGGUGAUCUGGAUAUGGAGCUGUCCUUGGACACGGGUACUGAGGAGGCCCAUGUCACUCUCCCGCCAAAUUCUCCUGAUCCCUUCGCGUCCUAUUCCGAAAAUGAGGUCCUUGAACAAGCUCUGGAGGUUCAAUCUCCCCUGCAGCUCAAGGCGCCAUCGCUGCCUGCACAAGAUGCCACCGAGAAUCCAAAAACUACAUUCGCAAAUUUGAUCCUGAGCGGCGCUUCGCUUGGUCAGCUAUCAAGUUAUUUUACGAGUAAAACCUUGCAAACCGACAGGCAACCGCGUGGCGAAGUCAUCAAGAGGCAUCCCUCCACGCUCACAAAACCUCGCCCCCCUGAUCCGAAACAAGCCUUCCAGUGGAAGAAACUUCGCACUGGCGGCGCGUCCACCCUAAUCUCCAGCUUCGUAUCCCGUCAAUUGAUUCCCCAUACGACCCGUUUUCGGGUUGAAAAACGAAAUACGUGCGAAGAUGGUAGGAAAAGUAGAGGUGGCAAACCGAGCACGAAAACAGCUUCAAACUAUCGUCGCAGUGUGUCAAGCCCAUUGGAACGCCUAUCGGCAGACGUCGAAACCCUUAUUGAACAAAAUCUUGUCUCCGCUACGCCACGCCCCAAACCAUCUCCUGCUAAAAGCCUCUUAAAAGUCCAAUAUGCGCGACCACAGUCUUCUGUGUACUCGUCGAUCGAUGAACCUCCUCCAGAGUUAUAUACCCAGACCCUAGCGGAUAGUGCCCGGACGGAUGGCGCGUAUCUGAUUGACUCAUGUCUGUCCGCUGAGGUUCCCUAUAAGAACGUUCGAUCUCGAUAUCAAUGGAGUUCAACAUUAAGCCCUAAUUUUUCGAAGCCCAUCCAUCCCCCGGAAUCCCGCCAGACAGGCGCAGACGCGCCAGUAUUUCCUAUAUCCUAUGCUACUAGUUACCAGAACCGUCGUCCCCUAGAUUCCCACCCAAUAAACACUAUCCCGGACGAGCCGCAUAAUUUUUAUUCCCAAAAUUCUUCAAUAGACGUUUCCGAACCAAUUCUAACUGUGGGAGGGGAUCCUGGUACACUUCAAUCUAGUUCCGUAUCUGGGAUUGCAGAUCAUGAUUUUCUCGUUGACGAUUACGAAGAUAUGGGCCCAGGGAGCAGUCAGACAGUGUCAAGUCCUCAGUUGAGUCGGUUGGGAACGUUCUCAACGCUAAGAUCCCGUCUUAAACUACCGUCUACAUUUUCAUCUCGCCCAAAGGGAAAUGGAUUAAAGCCACAAACCGUUUCUACGAACUCGUCCUUUAAGGAACCUGAACAGUUUGCUGAUCAGUUGAAAACAUGCAGUGCCCUUGAAAGUAACACUGGGCUGGAGGAUGGUUGGUGUAGUGAGCGGGUAGAUGCACAGGAUUGGCAAACGGUCACAGGAAGCCAUCAGUUUAGAAGUGAUUUCUCAAGGGUGGACACAGGUAGUAGUUUAGCUAAUUUUUCCAGUUGUGGAAGCCUUGCAAAUGCAGAAGCACAACCUUGGACAUCGUUGCCAUUACCUGGGGGACAUCAACAUUUCCCUAGCUGUCCUGGCAACCUAGUGAUGGUCCAUCCAGGUCAAAGAGGCCUCUCUCACAAGCAUAAGCUCCAUCAAAACCCAAAUACUGGAACUAGCAUCCUGCUCCCAGAUUAUCAAUACCCAGGUAAAUCUUUUGAUAGCUUGAACUCUGUGGCAAAGCCUGUGCCAGUGCUCAAGGCUUCAACUGAAGUGUACCCGGCACCACUUCCCUCCACCUCACAGUAUCAACACCCUACACCCCUGAACAAACCGCACGUUCAUCCCUUCAAAAGUCCGCCGCCGGUCCUCGACAAAUGGAAGACGCGAUUAAGAAAACAAAGCCUGUAUCAGUCAUCCCGAUUUGGCCCUGGUCCUGUUAACCCAAGUUUCAGAAUUCCCUGUCUCUAACCACAAGCAUUCGCUCCGUGCCUCGCGAUUAUUCCCCUGAUGGCAGCACGCAAAGAGGAGACGUCCUUCAGAUGCCCGAGAGAGUUCAUCUCGCGCCUACAUACUCCUCCACUGAGCAGCUCAUUCCUUAUCCCCAGUCGAAUCCCUCUCCCCCUCGUUUUCGCAAUAGGCUUUCUGGCGAUGGUAUUGUGGUCAUUGAAGGCAAUGACACUGGGACCUCCCACAAACGUCCAUCACUGGUAUCUGAAGCUAGGCACCAGCAAGGCCAGCGUCCCGCAAUCCCCAGACUACACUGGCCGCCUGUACAGAACAACGGCAAUGAAACCACCAAAAUACGCAUGAAGGCAUCAUCCCGCGACGACCUCAUUCGAGAGCGUAUUCGACAAUUGGAUGACCCCAUCGUAACUACAAAUACCCGACGGAGCAGAAGAGACCUUUCGUCGCGUCCACUCUCUGAGAGGAGUGCAAUACCUCACCGUUCCCAUACCGUCGCAAGCAGACCGUUCAAUGUCAACGAAGAGCUCGAAGUUGGCCAGUGGUACUGCUCAGAAAACGGACGCUACGCUUUUUCCACCCCGCCUCGCCUCUUUAAGACAUCAGCCAAAUUUAGACAACGGGCCGCGACUACUACGGUAGCUUCAGAGACCAAUUUUGCCCUCCAGCGGCGCGUUGGUCGGGAGCUCAUCAUUGCUUCUUCGAUUAUGCUACCCCCGGGAUGGUUAUUGCUGGGCUACAUCGCCCUGAUUGGGCAAGGGGCGAACUGGUUGAUAAAAUGGAGGUCAGGAGGAGAAGUGGAGCAGUUUCAUGAGAAAGAGAUUCGCUUUGCACGCCAGGUGUUCGGGGCAGUUUUCCUGGUGUUGGUUAUUAUUGCCUUUGUUACAGCGACAGCUUUCCUGGCGUCGAAAGAUAAUUAAUCAAGACUCUGAAAAGUAGGACACCUCAGGCGAUUAACUACUACUAGCAUGCCAGCCUUCUCCCUUUUCAGAUACAAAAUCCCUUUAUCUAUACUGUUCAAACCCUCCCGUGCUUAAAACGCGAUCCGGGGCCUCCCGUGUUAAACUAACCUUUGAUACGUGUACAUGUUUCCACUCAGCCUAAUUACCUGUUCUGUUCUAUAGAGUUCAACUCGUAUCUUUCGUAAAUGCUUCUCAUAUCUUCUUUUCUACAACCCUUUUUCUCUCCAUUGGGCAUGCAAUUCCUCAUCGAAUAUCGCAUAAAAUUUGCACAUUUGCUCUCCUUUUGACGGGCUCUUUCACUAAGAUCAUGUUUUGAACCCACUUCGCUACGAUCUUAUUAUCUUCUCCACUUUUCUUCAGAUUUCCUAAUAUACUUUCUACGUGCUCUCAUAUACCCAGUCGAGGCUUUUAGUACCACUUUUUCCCUUACCAUUUUAUAUGGUAUGGUAUGUAUGUACAAAGCUUCUAGAUGCUUCUUCUCGCGUUUUAUUUCUUCUUUUUAGAGUUUACACAGUUAGGUGAGACUUGUUGGUUGGUUUUCCGUUUGUUAUUUCUAAGAGAAAUGAGCUAUGUAUGGAUAUAAUUUAGCAAAUCAGUCGUUAGCGGAGAAAGCAAAUCAUUUCAAUACCUGUUUUCAUGAUGUGACUUAAAAGGGUUUUGCUGUGCCUGAUUAUUAUUGUUUACUGUGGUAUAUUCGC